GCACAUGGGGAACCUGAAAAUGGGAAAUUAGGAGGAAAAGUGUUGCAAGAUGGGUCGGGUAAAACUGGACAACAUGUUGGUACAAGACCUAAGAAAAAGAAGUAUAAAUUGAAGAAAAUUAAACAGACAUCGGCCACGGACACAAGGCCUAGACUGUCACCGCCGGUCUCCGUCGUUACACCCCUACACAACAUGGUAGGCCAGGUCAACAGGGCCAUCGGCCACGACAGGGGACGGAACCCAGUCCUGGAUUUCGUGGCAAACAGAAGACCGAAACCUGUAGCUGAAUCCAAGAGCAGUGAUGGCCUCACAAAUGAAUUCAAUGAACUCAACCGUCUCCCCCAAAAUGAUCAUCCGGCGUCGGACCAGAAGAACGGGGACAUGAAGGCCAGGUGGGACAAGGAUAUGUUCUUUAUAAGAUGGACGUAUGGUUCCCUAGGGGAUCAGAUGGCCGUCCGCCGGGCGCCCCACGCCAGUACUGGCGCACCAUGGCCGCUGCCUCAUCGUUAUGCCAGGAACGAACAAAAGGUGUUUAAGGUGGACGAAAGCAGGUUUAAAUUCCUGAUAAAGAGUCACUCCUGUGAUAUAAUCGACCAGGCGAUAGAGCGGUUCAGGAAACAUAUUGUGGAGGAUGCUGUGGAAGAUUUGUAUGAUAAUUUGCAGAAUGCUGAAAACACGAAUAUAAAUGACCCCCGCAUUAAGUAUGACAGUGAUGUGUACAAGCUGGCCCCUGAACUCAUGGAGGUGGAGGUCGUCAUUAAUAAACCCUGCGUCAAAUACCCAAGUCUUGAGAUGGACGAGUCAUAUAGCAUCACGAUCAAAGACAGCAGGAAGCGCAUCGUUGCCAACGAGGUGUGGGGAGCUCUACGUGGCCUCGAGACUUUUAGCCAGCUUGUCUGGAAAGGUACAGAUGCUAAACUGUAUGUGAUGGAGACUAUAGCUAUAGACAAGCCUCGGUUUCCUCACCGAGGUGUCCUAAUUGAUACAGCACGGCACUUCAUCUUCAAGGACGUCAUCUACGACAUUCUGCGUGGCAUGGAGCAGAACAAGCUGAAUGUGUUUCACUGGCACAUGACUGACGACCAGUCGUUCCCCUUCCAGAGUGAGGCCUUCCCCGAGAUGAGCGCCAAGGGGGCGUACCACUCUUCCUACGUCUACACACACGAAGAUAUCGUGGACAUUGUUGAGUUUGCAAGACUUCGAGGCAUCCGGAUUGUUCCUGAGUUUGACGUACCAGGUCACACGUACGCCUGGGGGCACGGUCGUCCAGAGCUGAUCACCAAGUGCUACAAUAAAAAUUAUCCAACAUAUGGAAUGGUAGGCCCCAUCGACCCCAGCAAGGAUUCCACGUAUGCUUUCCUUAAGGAAUUGUUCAGGGAAGUCCUUGACCUAUUUCCGGACCAGUUCAUUCAUGCUGGUGGGGAUGAGGUUCCAGCGGACUGUUGGAGGGCGAACGACGAGGUGAUGAAGAAUGGGGAGAGACUGGUCAAGGCCCAGAGUGGCCUGCUACAAAACCUGGAGACAAAGAUUAAGAAGACUGUAAACAGACAGCCAGGUCUACCACUUGACACGGUGACAUUGUGGGAGUAUUUCCAGAAUAGAUUCAUGAAGGACGUUCAUGCAGUCAGCAAGUCUCGCGUCCAGGGGGUCAAGUUCAUUCUUUGGCAAGAAGCCUCUACAAAAACAAACAUCAAGAUGGUGAACGACACAAUCGCCGAGAUAUGGAUGGGGGACGCCAUGUUGAUGCGCGAGGCGAUACAGAAGGGAUACCGAGUGUUGUACUCUGCGUGUUGGUACCUCGAUAUGAUCCAGUUUGGGCCGGACUGGCCCAAGUACUACACCUGUGAUCCGGCAUUCCCAGGUCAGGGCGUGGACGAGACGCGAGUGUUGGGGGGAGAGGCUUGUCUAUGGGCGGAGUACGUCGACAACGAGAAUCUCAUGACCAGACUCUGGCCGAGGGCUUCGGCGGCAGCAGAACGUCUGUGGAGUGCCAGAGAUGUGAAGAGUGUCGAUGAAGCAGCACCACGUCUUCAGGAACAGCGCUGUCGCAUGUUAAGUCGUGGUCUCAGCGUUGACACCAUCAGCGGCCCCGACUACUGCCUCCGUAAAGGACGUGUUGGCGGCCAUGAAUGGACAGUUCCAGGGGUCUUCACCGUUCGGAGACCGUAUGGGAGCGUGGACAUGUUCAAGGACUCCAUGUUGGUGAUGGCGCAGGUGGUGGUGGUGAUGUUGUUGUUCGGCUUCAUCCUCAAGACCCAUCUUCCCUCCCGCGUCAUCGAAACCGUUCGUCACACCAGGCACUCAUCAAUUCUCGUGUCCUUCCUUGGGCUGAUCGGGGUCUCUAUGUUGAUCUACUCGGGGCUGUGGGCUUGGAGCAUCUCGUAAACGAGUGGAAAACAACAUUCACGAAUCAUGUCAUUCCGGAUCUUCUCGUAAGGAAUGGAAAGAGACAAGUGUUGCCUUGAUGUUCUUCACAUGAAACCAGCAUGUCACACGGGUCGCCGUUUAUCCCACAAAUAGGGGAUAUAAGUGUAUAUCAUAUGAGCCAGUGUGUGAUAUGGCAUCAUAUUUAACGCACUGUGAUACAUUUGUUUUGUGUUAUUUCCAUCACCACGUCAUGAUGGAUGGAUGUGUGCUGUGUUGCUGCAAGAGGGAGACAAGUUUAGCAAACGCCAUGUUGUACAAAUUCAAACUGAUCUCAAUAUUAACAAUGCCAUUGCUUAUCAGAAUGAUGUCAUCUCACGUCAAAGUAAUAUGGUUGGGCUUUUGUUUAUAUUUUGAUGUAAACAUUUACAAAAAGGGCAUUAGUGAAUGGUCUUUCCGUCGUGAUGUUACCAAGUAAUGACGAGAGACGAUUCUGAAACUCUUGUCUUGGCGUGACUCCAGGCGUCUUUAUAUCACAUUACGUUUUUAUUCAUUUAAUAAAAAUACAAACUGAUACAGCGAAGAGUACACUGAGCAUAACUGCAGAGUUUGAGAUCAUACUUGAAACUUGCGAGAUGUUAUUUUCAUGGCAGGAGUCAGCUAUGUCAGAGAUCCACUGUGAGAAUUCUGUAAGGACCCUUUGUGUUUGAAAGGGAAGAGCUUGGAGUUUGGUUUCAAGAUGAAAAAAAGAACUAUUUAUACUACAAACCCUCCAAUUGUCCAUCUUAUUUUGCAAAAGUUUCAGUUGAAACAUGUUCGAAAGGAAAAAAGCUGUAUGCAUUGACCGUGUGCCUGAAGUGUCUGAUGAUUGCUACAUACACACAGGGCCCAGUGGUAAAACGUUUGCUCAUCACGCCGAAGGCCUAGGUUCCAUUCCCCACAUGGGUACAGUGUGUGUAGCCCAUCUCCGGUGUCUCCCAGAAAGAAAGGACAUCCAACGUGAAGAAGAGCCACUUCUACAGGACAUGCCACAUUGGCACCAAUAGUGUCUAAAGUGCCAUUCUUAACCAUCCAAAUAUUUAUUUUUAUACAACUGUAUAUGUGUUUUCCGUUGGUGCCUGGAGUUCCAAUGCUUGCCGUACAAAGGGUGUUGAUGGGUUGCGAUCCUCGACCUAUUAGGUAACGGUUGGCUGAUGUGUCAUCCAAUCAUUGUGAAAUCGGAAUUCGAACCCAGAAUAUGUUCUGAUAUUGAUUCUUUGUUUGUCUGCACGAUGUCUGUGUUCGUGGGUUUCACGUCUCAAAAACUGGGUCCGUUCAAUAAAGCGAUAGUAGUGCUAUGAUGAUUGUAACUCCCAUACUUUAACAUGGACUUAUGACUGUCAUAGCACUAUGAUUGCUUUGUGGAUCGAGGGUCCUGCAUCACUUAAGGCUUUUCUACCACAUGAAGCGGACACGACGGAUACAGCGGUGAUCACCCAAACCACGUGACCACGCACUGUUACAUAACGUACGAAUGAGGCACAGCUGUUGGUUUGGUCUUCCACGGAACAGUCGGAAACAGUGGAAACAUUAUUUUGUUGUUUAUAGUCGCACUUGUUGAAACGUGGUGUUAGAAAAAAAAUUAUGUAAUUGUGCAUUGACAUUUUAUUGUUAAAUGAAGUACAUAUUUUAUGUGUAUAGCAUUGGGACUUAUGUGCAGUUUGAUCAUUUUAUUUCAGAUUUAUUAUAUGGUGUUAUUGGUUUAUCUUCUAGUGGUGUGUUGCAAUUCGUACUCAUGAAUCAACCCGGGAGUGAUUUGCCUGAAAACAUUUCGCUAAUACAAUACAUUGUCCCCAAGUGGCUCCAGUGGUGUUAUAGGUCAACAGUGUUCAGGUUUUACAUCAAUCUUGGAGUCACUCUUUGACACGUUAUGGACGGGGGUGUCACACUUGGACACCGGUUACGGACCAGAUUGUCACACUUGGACAGUAAGCUAACUAACCAAUAAUUAUCUACAGUCCAUAUUCUCUGUGUGCACAAACUGAAUGAUGUCUCAAGAGACACAACUCAUGUUCAGGGUGUGGUCAAACAUCUAGCUGGUCUACACAGAGGCUGGUCAAACAUCUAGCUGGUCUACAUAGAGACUGGUCAAACAUGCAUCUAGCUGGUCUACACAGGCUGGUCAAACAUCUAGCUGUUCUACUUAGAGACUGGUCAAACAUCAAGUUGGUCUACACAGAGACUGGUCAAACAUCUAGCUGGUCUACACAGAGACUGGUCAAACAUCUAGCUGGUCUACACAGAGAUCCCAGGUUAUUCCAUUUAACAGUUAACUACGUCCAUCUUGUCAUUGGGUUUUGGGGGGUUAUAUUGGAGUCAAUGAGCAGAUGUUUCAAAUGAAUAUGAAUAUGGGCAUUACAGACUACAUUGGAGUUGCAGCAAAUAUUCUUUUAGACCUAAUGAAAUAUUUUAGGUAAAAAGAGAGAGCGGAGGCUGUAAUAUCUGCUGUAGUCGGAUGCAUGAUUCUGCCUGCAAAGGUUGUGUUAGCUGGUUCACUAUUGUCUGUUAAAAUAUUUGCAUUUUGUUUUCAUUCGUUUGCUGCAGCAUUGAACAGAAUCAUUUAAGUUCCUUGACGUUAUCGCUAGAAAGUUCUUAGAGGCGAGACAGAUCUCACUAAGUCAUUGUUUUCAUGCUACACUGUGUUUAUUCAGUCAAUACACAUUGUAUUUAUAAAAUACCCACAGUAAAUACUUGUAACAAAUUAACCGAUAAAUAUGUCCAUUUAUUUAACAGAUGGACUAAAAUAGUUCAAGAGGGAGGGGGGCAAGUAUUUGUACAAGUAUCACUUGUCCCCAACUUGUAUUUUCAUGAUUCAAAUAAAACUGUUUUCUAUGAAAAAUCCAAGGGGGGCAACUGCUGUGCUCGCAAAAAGGUGGGUGUAUCCUGCCCCAUUGUUUGCACCCAUCACAAACACAUGCACAGUCAGGUCAAUUGUAUACCUGAAUAAACUUGGGAUAAUUUUUGGAUAUUAGUGGACAUUCAACAAAAGAGCAGACAGUCCUCCAAGUGCGGACACACAGGGUUGAUAAUCAAUCAUUGGUUGUGGUUGAAACUUAUAAGUAGUUACCUACAUUUAUUUUCUUUCUGUGGUGGGUUAAAUAUUCAUCAUCAAUAGCAGGGUCUUUAUAGCAUCAAUAACACAGAUCAAUACGUUCCUAUUGUUGUAUGAACAUUAUCUUCCCCCUUGAAAGCCUAGACUUGCCAUGGUUCCUGCCACCCCCGAGUCAGAGAACUAGACUGGCAAAUUGGCAGUCCCAGCUAGUGUCAUUCAGAAACAUUUUGCUUGUCUGCCAAAUGAAAUUUAAACACAUGGCAAUCAAGUAGUUAAGUGUUUCAUUAACUGCACAAACAGAUUGUCUAAGAUGUGCACACACAAACCAAAAGUUACAAAGUGUAGAGUAGUCUCCCUUUAAUCAUAUGAUAGUGUUGUACUUGAACUCAUCAGAGACAGGUGAGCUGGUAUGUUCUCGAGACACGGGGAAACGUGUUCAGAAAUGAGAAGGUUGUUGUGAUUUACCUCAGUAGUCAAGUACAUUUAUGCAUUACUCAGUCAUAGUUACAAUAUGAUCCGUCCUCGUACUGAUUCUAAUCACACCGUGACCGUCAUGAUCACAGCACAUCUUGCAAUAACAGACACAUGAUCAUGCAGUUCUGUUAUACUUAUUCAUUUGAUGAUUUUUGCAUGGGGCUAAUUAUAAAUGUCUUGCAUGCAAUCGUCUUUAAUUGGUAAAACAAAUUCAUUUUUUAUCAUUUAUUUAUUCCGAUUCUAAGGUAGGACCCUCCAUUUUGUCCUACAUGCUAUUUGUUGUACAGUUUAAAACAACUUUUGAAUGCAUCGUUAUCCCAAUGAUGAUAUGGCAGAGACCAGUUCCAAAGUUGAUGUCAGUUGAAAAUCUUAAUUCCUUAACUUUAGGGAUGGGGGGUAAAUGGCCCUGCAAGUUUUCCAUGCAACAAAAUCAACUUUCCUGAUUUCUCAGUGUUUUAUAUUGUAACCAGCAAUAGUGGGAAGUCCAUCUCGAGCAGCGUGUCAUAUAGAAUGGCAGAUUUGAUCUAUAAAAACCCUACGAAUGGUUUUCAACACAUAGUCAUGGGUGGAUACAGAAGUGUGUGUGUGGGGGGGGUGCGCACCCGCCCUUUUUAUUUCGAAAAAAAUCUUUAUUUCUGUAUAAAUAACCACCAAAGACAAUAAAUAGAUCUUAAUUGUGCACCCCCCCUUUUCAAAAAAGCUGUAUCCGCCCAUGCAUAGUAAAUAAACUUCAGUCAAUAAACAUUCUGAAAAUGCUGGGGAAAACACAAGAAUGAUUGACAAAAGAGGACACAAAACUCCGGACUUCAACAUUUCCUAAGUUUAGUUUUUUGUAGGGGUUGGGGGUGUGUCUAAAAAUGUUUAGCUGCCCUCCAUGUCAGAAUGACGAGAUCUCACGGUAUUGGAACAGCUGUUGUCUAUCAAUUUUGAAUUUGUUUGAAUUCUUUUACAAUGUCAUAUGAAAACAUGUCGGUAAGAUACAUUUGUUGUAGCAGGAUGUCUCGGGGUACAUGGGGUUUUCUGCGUCCCUCUACAGGUUUUAUACCCCUCGCCUCCUGGCCGUGGUACUUCAUGUACCCGUGACCCUGCUACAACUUACAAAGGAAUUAAGUUUUGGAACCGACAUUGAACCUUCGAGCUGGUCCCUAUUUUGAUGGAAUAGUCCGAAACAUUGGAUAUACAACAGUUUUGCUGUCUACUUCUUCAUAUACAUAUAUACAGAGGGUAAUAUAGUACAAUAACAACCACUAUGUCAAUUGUAUUGUCAAUCAUCAUGUCAAUCGCAAUGGCAACCAUUAGGCAAAUUACAAUGCCAAUCAUUAUGUCAAUCACAAUGGCAACCAUUAUGUCAGUCGCAAUUGUGGCACACAUAAAUAAUAACUGCACUUAUGACAAACGGAGAUAAACCUCUAUUUUUAUUGUUUGUUGUACAGAUUUAUUACAAGCCAAUUAGCAUUUUGGGUGAAUAGAAAAUAAAGAAAAAAAUCACCUAGUGCAGCUCA
Molecule: messenger RNA, 7431 nt
Organism: Haliotis rufescens (red abalone)
Lineage: Eukaryota; Metazoa; Mollusca; Gastropoda; Lepetellida; Haliotidae
Product: beta-hexosaminidase subunit beta-like
Exons: 13
Coding region: 193-2385 (730 amino acids)
Biological process (GO): glycosaminoglycan metabolic process; carbohydrate metabolic process; ganglioside catabolic process
Cellular component (GO): membrane
Molecular function (GO): beta-N-acetylhexosaminidase activity
Source: RefSeq, a predicted model, not a curated record